AUGGAGGUGGUGAGCGCUUUCCAUGGCGCAUUGGGUCCCCUGCUGGGGAAGCUCACGGCUCUGCUCGCCGAUGAGUGUGGCCGUCUCAAAGGCGUCCGCCGUGAGAUUCGCUCGCUCAAAUCUGAGCUAACCAGCAUGCAAGCGGCGGUUCAGAAGUACUCCACGUUACAAGAUCCGGAUUUCCAGGCGAAAGCAUGGAUAUCGCUGGUGAGGGAGCUUGCCUAUGACACCGAGGAUGUCAUCGACAAGUUCAUCCACCAGCUCGGUGAUGGCGGCCACCAAAGUCGGAGUGGCUUCAAGGGUUAUUCCUCAAGACUAUUCGUGGUCUCAAGACGCUCAGAGGAGACACAUCUUGUGGGCAUUGAUGGUCCAAGAGACCAUCUCGUCACUUGGAUGAUGGAAGAAGAAAAUAGUUCGGCCAAGCAUCGCAGGGUGCUAUCUAUUGUUGGGUUCGGUGGGUUGGGAAAGACGACAUUGGCAAAGGAAGUCUGUCACAAGAUCCAGGGGCAUUUUGAUUGUCAUGCUUUUGUCUCUGUCUCACAGCAGAGUGUAAAGAAAAUUAUGAAGGAUGUGAUCUCUCAAGUGCCUUGCAAGAAAGAUUUUAUAGAAGAUAUCGACAUUUGGGAUGAAAAGAAAUUUAUUGGGAAGCUUAGAGAACUGUUACAAGAUAAGAGGUACCUCAUCGUUAUUGAUGAUAUAUGGUCUAUAGCGGCAUGGGACACUAUUAAAUGUGCUUUCCCAGAGAAUAAAUUUUCUAGCAGAAUUAUAGCAACUACACGCAUUGUUGAUGUAGCAAGGUCAUGUUGUCUCGGUGGCCUACCACUAGCAAUCAUCAGUAUUUCAAGUUUAUUGGCAAACAAACCAUCCCUCAAAGACGAGUGGGAGAAGGUCAGAAGGUCAAUUGGUUCUGCGUUGGACAAGAAUAGAAGCUUGGAGGGCAUGAAUAGCAUCCUAUGCCUUAGCUACAAUGAUCUUCCACCUAAUCUGAAGACCUGUUUAAUAUAUCUAAGUAUAUUUCCUGAAGAUUAUGUGAUUGAGAGAGAGACUUUGGUGAGACGCUGGAUAGCAGAGGGAUUUAUCUCUGAAGAGCGUGGACUUAGCAAACAAGAGGUCGCCGAGAACCACUUCUAUGAGCUAAUCAAUAAAAGCAUGGUCCAACCAGUGGACGUUGGCUAUGAUGAUAAUUUAAUCAGUGUGGUAGGCCACGGGCAAACUGAUUUGGUAAAUCGCAAUGGUGCUAUUCGUCGACUAUCAGUCCAACACAUUGAUCAGCAGCUUGUGUCUGUAUUGGAAAAUCAAGAUCUAAGCCAUGUCCGAUCCCUAAGAGUAAUAACAUCAAGUUGCAUCAAACACUUGCCUAGCCUUGUUAAGUUUGAAACUUUGCGUGUACUGGAUUUUGAAGGUUGUCAGGGUCUGGAAGAGUAUGAUAUGAAUGAGAUCCCCUCAGGAAUUGUGAGGCUUUAUGAUCUGGAGACGCUGGAUCUUACCAGUACAUAUAUAAAAGUGUUACCAUCCAGAAUUGUUCAGCUCACUAAACUACAAUAUCUACUCGGAACAUUUCAUUCUUUUGCCUCUCUUGAUGGCCAUAUAAAGAUACCCGAUGGGAUUGGAAACAUGAGUAACCUGAGGGUUAUCACAGGCUUCAAUAUUACCAAGAGUUCAUUAGGUGCUGCGGCAGAGCUUGGGAACCUAACCAGUUUGAAUGAAUUGCAUCUACAGCUAGACGGUAGAGGAUCUGAGAAAUAUAAGAGGCACGAAGAGAUGUUACUCUUCUCACUAUGCAAGCUUAGCAGCUGCAAACUCCAGUCUUUAUCGAUAGUUUCACGUGAUCCAACACCCCUCCAGUUUUUAGAUUCUUGGUCCCCUCUGCCAUCUUCCCUCCAGAGAUUUCAGAUGACCACCAACUACUAUUUACCGAAGAUUCCAAAUUGGAUCACACCAGCACUCGCCAGUGUGGCAUACCUAAACAUUAAUUUAGAAGAAAGACUUACCAUCAGAGGCCAUGGAUUCCCCUGUUUGAAGGAACUCUACAUUUACCGUAAUUCUCGUGCGAUAAACCUGCUGUUUGAGGAAGGGGCGCUACCGAAGCUUGAGAAGCUUGACCUGCCGUUCUUAGUUUCAUGGGCAAAAUCCAAUGGGUUCUACUUAGGCAUUAGCCACCUCCCAUGCCUGAAACAUGCUACAAUCACUCUUGUUGCCUAUGGUUGUGCCUCAUCUUCAGAAAAUAGGGCCGCAGCAGCAGCCAUAAGGAAUGAAGCAAAUGCCACUCCAAUGAUCCGAGGCUAA
This is a messenger RNA of Miscanthus lutarioriparius, 2286 nucleotides long. NCBI's taxonomy places the organism in Eukaryota, Viridiplantae, Streptophyta, Magnoliopsida, Poales, Poaceae. The record is from the annotation of a GenBank genome assembly.